CCAGUGCGGGAUCGGCUUCGAAAUGGGAAGAAUUUGUCACGUCAUAUGCUUGGUGUUUGUGGCGGUGUGGGCGGGGCCAGUUACGGGCCAAGGGGACUUACUGGCUCUCGAGAGCUCAGUGGGCGGAGCUAUGUCCGUAGUCCCGCCUCCCGAAGAAGUGGACACCAAUAUGUUGAUGCCCGAACACCGAGGGGAACGGAUGCCAGGAGCGAACAUUCGGAGGCAGUUUGAUGUUCAGCAACCGGCUCGACAACCUUCCUCGCCUGCAAGAAGCCCGUUGACUGGCAUUGCCCAGCAAGCCGGUGAAUACAUGCGGCGAAUCAGCGACUACUUUUACUGGUUCCUCUCUGGCAGCCCACCAAUCACGCGCAAGAAGACAAGCGUCCGAUAUCAGCAGCGACCAGUCAGGAGGCAGCAACAGCAUGGGAAAGCACCAAUCAGACGCCAGUACAACCAGAGGAGACAGCCAAUGAGAAGGAAGCAACAGCCUCCAUCCAAUAACCAGCCUGUUUACAUUCGAGGUCGGAAAGUCGCGGCUGAGGAGCAAAACAGCAUGGAGGCGCACUACCAGUAGGAGGGGGAAGGAGGAGGAGGAGAAGGAGGCGAAGACGAAGAAGCAGAAGACGAAGAAGGAGAAACAAAGAAUGCUACGAAUAUCGGUUGAACGAGGAAGGAAAUAGAAAUGGGCAUAUAAACGAUAAUGUUGAAAAAGAAUAUGGAUAAACAGGAGAAAUGGGAAAGUGUGAUGAAUGAGGAAUAAGGAAAAUGGGGGAUGAUUGAAAAUAUUUUCACUUUUUGAUAAUAAAAAUUUCGUGUUAUUUAUUAUAAUGUUGUUUAUUUUUUUUAGAAGAUAGAUGAUCGUACAUGAAAAAGACUCAACAGAAAGAGGAAGAGAGCGAGAGAGAUAAAAAGUGAAUGACAGAUGAUAACCAUGAGCCUUUCACAAUGUCCUUCAUAUCAUUCAGUAAAUGCAUAUCAUUAAUACAACAGCCAACAGGUUGCAAUUAAUGUGGUACGGAUUCAGACGCAGUUCAUUCACAUAGUUCUUUAUUUUCUCUCUUCUCUUCCCUUUGGGACCGCCUUUCCUUUUCCUUUGUGUUCAUUACAUUCUCCCGAUAUUGUUCAUUUGUCAACAUAUAGCUGCUGAAUAUGAUAGUUGGAAUAUGAUUGUUUUUAAUUAUUUUGUUGCGACUGUUAUUUUGAUUAUUUUAGUUGCUACCAUUACUGAAACAUUUACCAAACACACACGAAAGUGCAUAUUCAUAUAUAAAAACAUUAUGCACACACACA
Penaeus vannamei (Pacific white shrimp) is the source of this 1290-nucleotide messenger RNA. RefSeq lists its product as uncharacterized. The record is from RefSeq and is a predicted model, not a curated record. Lineage: Eukaryota; Metazoa; Arthropoda; Malacostraca; Decapoda; Penaeidae.